GGCGCGCGCGCUGCGGCCGGUUUUCCCCCCCGAGCCGCCUGCGGGUUUCCUCGGUGCCCCGGCCUCGCUAGCUCCGCCCGCUCGCCGCGUGCUCCCGCCUCCCUCUCGGAAUGCCUGUCUGGGGCGGUGGAAAUAAGUGCGGGGCCUGCGCGAGGACCGUGUACCACGCCGAGGAGGUGCAGUGUGAUGGGCGGAGCUUCCACCGCUGCUGCUUCCUGUGCAUGGUCUGCAGGAAAAACCUAGACAGCACCACCGUGACAAUUCACGAUGAAGAGAUCUACUGCAAAUCUUGCUAUGGGAAAAAGUACGGACCAAAAGGCUACGGCUACGGCCAGGGUGCCGGCACGCUCAACAUGGACCGCGGUGAGAGGCUGGGCAUCAAGCCAGAGAGCGCUCAGCCUCACAGGCCUACAACAAACCCAAACACUUCUAAAUUUGCCCAGAAAUAUGGAGGUGCUGAGAAGUGUUCCAGGUGUGGGGAUUCUGUCUAUGCCGCCGAGAAGAUAAUCGGAGCUGGAAAGCCCUGGCACAAAAACUGCUUCCGAUGUGCCAAGUGUGGGAAGAGCCUUGAAUCGACAACUCUGACUGAGAAAGAAGGUGAAAUCUAUUGCAAAGGGUGCUAUGCAAAGAACUUUGGGCCCAAGGGAUUUGGCUACGGUCAAGGAGCAGGGGCCCUUGUUCAUGCACAGUGAUGGUGUGAACCCAGAACGAGGCACCGCACCCAGAAUCUUCACUACCAAGCACAGGUGGCCUUCCAGCACCCACUACUGGUGAAACUCGACCAGUACACGGCGGCACUGUGCACCACACCCCUACCUGCGCAGGCGGGCUGGACGAGACAGCACUCUGCUCGCUCGCUCAUUCACUAGCAUUUAAGAGCAUCUCUCUUACAUCUGAAAUAAAGUUUCGGCUUGAUCUGGG
Peromyscus leucopus (white-footed mouse) is the source of this 921-nucleotide messenger RNA. It is a transcript of the gene Csrp2, whose product is annotated as cysteine and glycine rich protein 2. The record is from RefSeq and is a predicted model, not a curated record. Gene Ontology annotation, cellular component: nucleus; Z disc; cytoplasm. Gene Ontology annotation, biological process: sarcomere organization; muscle tissue development. The coding region runs from base 111 to 692 and encodes 193 amino acids. NCBI's taxonomy places the organism in Eukaryota, Metazoa, Chordata, Mammalia, Rodentia, Cricetidae. Gene Ontology annotation, molecular function: actinin binding; structural constituent of muscle. The transcript has 6 exons.